Pecten maximus is the source of this 1899-nucleotide messenger RNA. RefSeq names its product coiled-coil domain-containing protein 153-like. Lineage: Eukaryota; Metazoa; Mollusca; Bivalvia; Pectinida; Pectinidae. The transcript has 6 exons. The record is from RefSeq and is a predicted model, not a curated record. Bases 81 to 680 code for a protein of 199 amino acids.
AUUCCUCGGUGCGGGACUAGCAGGCUUGAUUGACAACAAACGACAGACAUACCUGUGUGUGUGUGUGUUCACCAACAAACAUGCCUCCGAAGAAGAAAAAGGGGAAGGGGAAAGGGAAGAAAAAGAAGAAGGAUGAUGCUUCCUUAGAACUCGAGGACAAAUACAAAAAGACUAUGACUGAAAUAGAGGCACUAAAAGAUCACCUUGCCAUUCGUAAGGAGAUUGCAAGGAAAUCUCAAUCUGUCGGGAACAUGAUGAAGUCACGGAUGGCCGAGGCACAGAAGGAUAUGGAGGAGCAGAAAGCUGACCAAAAGGCCAUCAAUUCAGAAAUGGCACUUGCCUAUAAAAGCAUGCAGACCACAUUGCAACUGAAGGUACACACACUGGAUAUGAAGCUCAUGCAAACAGAGGCCAAACUUAAGGAGACAGAGAAAAAACUGAGAGAAACUGAGGAUGAAAAGGAACGAAUCACAAGGGAAAAAGAUGAAGAAAUAGAGAAACUGAACCUCAAUAUACGAGUUAUGGAGAAAGAAUAUAUCAGGAUUCUUGAUGAGUCGCUUAAUUCCCUUGUGGCCAAAAUAGACGGAGCCAAGAGUAAGUGGGAGCUGUCUGGGAGUAAUCUACAGGCCCGAAGUAAACAAAAUCUCCUGGAACUUGGACUUCACCCUCUGGACAUCUAGACCAUCAAUGGAUAAGCCAAUCAUAAUCCAGCUAAAAUGGAUAAGCCUAUCAGAAUCCAGCAAAAACAUGGAUAAGCCAAUCAGAAUCCAGCAAAAACAUUGAUAAGCCAAUCAUAAUCCAGCUAAAAUGGAUAAGCCUAUCAGAAUCCAGCACAAACAUGGAUAAGCCAAUAAGAAUCCAGCAAAAACAUGGAUAAGCCAAUCAUAACCCAGCUAAAACGGAUAAGCCUAUCAGAAUCCAGCAAAAACAUGGAUAGGCCAAUAAGAAACUAUUAAUAUUAACUUUUGAAUUUAGAAGGAGAAACACAAUGUUUUAGAAGCUUAUUGACACAUAAACCAUCAUUGACAACAAAGGGAUUAUUUCAGUGGCAACAAAAGGAUUAUUUUCUGGAGAAGACAUUUACAAACUAGCAUGCGAAGUGGUUUACUAUCAGAUCGAGGAACAGAAUUUGGUGUGAAGACUUUAAUCCAAUCACCAUUCCCAGAGAGAAACUUCUUUAUAAAUAAUACUUAUACUAUUAAUCAUAAAUCGGUGGUAUACAUAAAGUAUUUUUUUUAAAAUUGGAACAAACAAACAUGUCUGGAUUUAUUUUUCUCGUUGGAUGUGUGAACCAAUAGGAUUCCCAAUAAACUUUUAACCAAUCAGAAUUCAUCAGAAUCUUAAACAAAAUACAGUUUCUUGGACAUGAUAGCUGUAUAUCUGUGAUAGGGAUAAGAUAAAUGUUACAUAUUUAGUCAGAGUGUGUUGAGAGGACCACAUUGUAUUUUACUGACCAUAUAUAUGUGGCUACAUGUUAUCACACUCAAACGCAAAUCUUUGGUAAUUUUAGUUUCAUGAUGAAUGUGAAUUUGUGUGGUCAUCUUUACAAUGAAAGCUACAGUGGCUGUUUUAGUUAGAUGAUUCCCCGCUCUUGUGGCUAGCCACAACCUUUUCUUAGGGCUUUCUGGGGCCAAUUCCUUAUUGAAAAGUUUUCAUACAAGAGGCAAAUUCCCUAAAUUUGCAUUUUACUAUCCAAAUUAGGUAAAUAUUUCUACGCUGAAAAAUCCUCAUUGACUACUGACCAAAGUCAAUAUGUCUCAACUAUGAGAGAUGUUAUGCUGAUGUUUUUUUCUAUUAUUAAUUAAAGAGACUUUUAUAUUAUACAAAACUUAAACAUUUAUAUAUCGACCGCAGGUCUUAUUUAUUCUGUAUAAAGAAAUAAAGCAAUGAAAUACUUUU